Tachyglossus aculeatus (Australian echidna) is the source of this 4582-nucleotide messenger RNA. RefSeq names its product proline rich 22 (gene PRR22). NCBI's taxonomy places the organism in Eukaryota, Metazoa, Chordata, Mammalia, Monotremata, Tachyglossidae. The record is from RefSeq and is a predicted model, not a curated record.
CCAAAGCCUGCCGUGGAACAAGCAGCCUUCCAAAUCUCUUCGGGGCCCAUGUCCCAGGCAAUGGAUCUGGAAGCCAACCAACCCAAUCCGUCUCUGACGGCCACUACCCCAGUUGGGAUUGAUAACUUGAACAAUCCCCCAAAGCAGGAGAAUCAAGUUUUGCCAGCAGUUGGAAUCCCGCCCUGGACCUCCGGGAUCCCACCCCAGACCACUGGGAUCCUGCCUGUGACUGCUGGGAUCCCGCCUCUGACCACCGGAAUCGCUCCCCAGACAACCGGGAUCCCACCCCGGACCGCUGGGUUCCCCCCUCCUACCGUCGAGAACAUGCCUCUGGCUUCUGGGAUCCCACCCCUGACCCCCGGAAUCCUGCCCCUAACGGGCGGGAACCCACCUGGGACUGCUGGAAUUCCACCUUGGACCACCGGGAUCCCACUUCCAACUGCAGUAAUCGUGCCGCCGAAUGCCGGGAUCCCGCCCCAGACUGCUGAGAUCCCACCCCAAACCACCAGGAUCCCACCUUUGAGCUCUGAGAUCCCACCCCAGGCCACCAUGAUCCUGCCCCAGGCCACCAAGGGCCUGCCCCAGAUGACCGAGGUCCCGCCCCAGAUGACCGAGAUCCCCCACACUACCUCCAGGCACCCAUCCCAGACCGAUGGGCUCCCGCCUCUGAACAAUGAGAUCUCACCCCAAACUGCCGGGAUCCUGCCUGGGACCACUGGGAUCCAGCUCCAGACCACCGGAAUCCCAUCCCCAACUACCAGGAGCCCAUCUCCAACUACCAGGAGCCCAUCUCCAACCACCAGCAUCCCUUCCCAGACCACCGGAAUCCUGCCCCUGACCACGGGGAUCCCACCCACGGCCACAGGGAUCCCGCUCAUGACUGCUGGAAUCUGGCCCCAGACCAUCAGUAUCCAGCCCCAGAUCUUUGGUAUCCCAUUCAUGACCGCCGGGAUACCGCCCAUGACCACUGGGAUCCCACCAAUGGCCGCCAGCAUCCCGCCCACGACCUCCGGGAUCCUGCCCCAGACUGCUGGGACCCCACCCGUGACUGCCGAGGUCCAAGCCCAGACUGCUGGGAUCCCUACACUGACUGCUGGGAUUCCGCCACUGUCUGCCGGGACCCCACCCAUGGCUGCCGGGGUCCAGGCCCAGACCGCUGGGACCCCUCCCUCAACCCCUGGCACCCCUACACCGACUUCUGAGAUCCCGCCCCCAACCACUGGGAGCCCACCCCCGACCCUCAGGAGCUCACCUCCAACCACCUGGAUCCAGCCCCAGACUGCCGAGAUCCAGCCCCUGACCUUUGGGAUCCCUACAAUGACUUCUGUGAUCCCCCCCACUGCCCUCAGGAUCCAACCCACAGCCACCUGGCUCCUUCCCCAGACCAUUGGAAUCCAGGCCUCAAGUGCUGGGAUCCCUCCAAUGACCACUGGGAUCCCAUCCGCAACUACCGGGAUAUCACCCGUGAGCACCUGGAUCCUGCCCCAGCCCUUCGGGAUCCAGCCCCAGACUGCCGGGACCCCGCCCGAGCCCAUCGGGAUCCAGCCCCAGACUGGCAGGGUCUCGCCCCAGCCCGUCGGGAUCCAGCCCCAGACUGGCGGAAUCCCACCCCAGACCACCGGGAUCCAGCUCCAGACUGUCGGGAUCCCGCCCGAGCCCGUCGGGAUCCAGCCCCAGACUGGCGCGGUCUCGCCCCAGCCCGUCGGGAUCCAGCCCCAGACUGGCGGAAUCCUGACCCAGACCAUCGGGAUCCAGCCCCAGACUACCGGGAUCUCGCCCGAACCCGUCGGGAUCCGGCCCCAGACUGGCGGGGUCUCGCCCCAGCCCGUCGGGAUCCAGCCCCAGACUGGCGGAAUCCCUCCCCAGACCACCGGGAUCCAGCUCCAGACUGUCGGGAUCCUGCCCGAGCCCGUCGGGAUCCAGCCCCAGACUGGCGGGGUCUCGUCCCAGCCCGUCGGGAUCCAGCCCCAGACUGGCGGAAUCCUGCCCCAGACCGCUGGGAUCCAGCCCCAGACUGCCGGGAUCCCGCCCGAACCCAUCGGGACCCAGCCCCAGACUGGCGGAAUCCCGCCCCAGACCACCGGGAUCCAGCUCCAGACUGUCGGGAUCCUGCCCGAGCCCGUCGGGAUCCAGCCCCAGACUGGCGGGGUCUCGCCCCAGCCCGUCGGGGUCCAACCCCAGACUGGCGGAAUCCUGCCCCAGACCAUCGGGAUCCAGCCCCAGACUGCCAGGAUCCCGCCCGAACCCAUCGGGAUCCAGCCCCAGACUGGCGGGGUCUCGCCCCAGCCCAUUGGGAUCCAGCCCCAGACCGUCGGGAUCCAGCUCCAGACUGUCGGGAUCCUGCCCGAGCCCGUUGGGAUCCAGCCCCAGACUGGCGGGGUCUCGCCCCAGCCCGUCGGGAUCCAGCCCCAGACUGGUGGAAUCCUUCCCCAGACCAUCGGGAUCCAGCUCCAGACUGUCGGGAUCCUGCCCGAGGCUGCUGGGGUCUCACCCCAGCCCCUCGGGAUCCAACCCCAGACUGGCAGGGUCUCGCCCCAGCCCAUCGGGAUCCCACCCCAGACUAUUUGGAUCCAGUCCCAGACUGACGGGAUCCCAUACCAGGCCAUCUGGAUCCAACCCCAGACUGGCGGGGUCUCGCCCCAGUCCUUUGAGAUCCAGCUCUGGACUGAUGGGAUCUCGCCCCAGUCCAUUGGGAUCCUGCCCCUAACCACUGAGAUCCCUCAAAUGACUGUCGGGAUCCUGUCCCCAACCACUGAGAUCCCUCCACUGGAUGCCGGAAUCCCGCCCCCACCCACGGAGAUCCCUCCACUGGGUGCCGGGAUCCCACCCCCAACCACGGAGAUCCCUCCACUGAGUUCCGGGAUCCCACCCCCACCCACGGAGAUCCCUCCACUGACCGCCGGGAGCCCGCCCCCGCCCACGGAGAUCCCUCCACUGACCGCCGGGAGCCCGCCCCCGCCCACGGAGAUCCCUCCACUGACCGCCGGGAGCCCGCCCCCGCCCACGGAGAUCCCUCCACUGACCGCCGGGAGCCCGCCCCCGCCCACGGAGAUCCCUCCACUGACCGCCGGGAUCCCGCCCCCGCCCACGGAGAUCCCUCCACUGACCACCAGCAUCCCCCCCACGAGCACCGGGAUUCCAACCCUGACCCAUGAGAUACCACCCACGAUUCGCUGGAUCCUGCCCCAGACCCCUAAGCACCUGCCUCCGACCUCCGGGAUCCCUCUGCUGCCGGCUAGGACCUCGUCUAAGACCGUCAGGACCCUGCCCAAGGCCGCCGGGGUCCCGCCCCAGGCCGGGGGAAUCUCCGUGACCACCGGGCUUCCGCCCCACACGGCCACGAUCCCCUCCACGGCCGCCGGGAUUCAGCCCCCGACAGCCGGGACGCCACCCGCGCCCUCCAAACGCCGGCGCCAGGCCGCGCGACCCCCAGGCCAGGACGGCAGACCUCCACGCCGGGCCAGCCGGCCCCCCAAGGCGUCUUCAAAGGCCGCCAGGCUCCAGCCUCGAUCCGACGCAGUCCAACCUCCUACGCCCGACCCCAAUCAACUGCUUGUUCAAAACUUCCAGAUGGCACCCUGCGGCUGCUUAUUUGACCCCCGUUUCUUCCGGAUCGAACCGACCCCCGACGGCGGCUCCACCCUCGUCAAAAUCGCGGAGUCCGCUGAUCCCAGCACUCCCUUGGGGGAGCCCCAGGACUGCAGCCAACGGCCAGCCUCGUCCAGCGCGUGUCCGCAAAGCCAGUCGGGCUCAACUGCGCCCCAGGAUUUCCCCCCCCCCCCACCCAAGAAGAAGAGGAAGACGCGGGCCCCCCGCGCUCCUGCCACCGCUCCAAAGGGGACGCUGCCCCCCAACCCCCAACCGGCACCGCCUCCCGCCCCUCGCCAGAAGGGAAGACCUAAAGGGACCAAGAAAACCUCGAAGAAAUCCUCACGCCCAGGCCCCUCCGAUCCUAGCAGGGGGCAGACAGGCUGCUGGGUGGAGAGCGGGCCCCCUGCUCUGCCACUUAACGCACCUAGCUUCACGGACACGUUCCCCUCCGACUGCUUCUUGCCGGGCGCCAGCGCGACUCUCCCGCAAGCAGGCAAGGAGACCAGAGAGCUGGAGGGGACGAACGGGCCACAGACCAGUACUCUCCUGGCUGAAACUAGACGAAUCCUGGACGAACCUUCCUCCUUCCCCACUCCUACCACCACGGGCCCCCAGUCCCAGGCCAACGAGGUUGUGUUGGAUGAAGUCUUGACCCUGCUGGACUAUCCCCAAGAGAAUAAGGUCAACGCCAGUGCCCCCGUCCAACCCACCCAGGGGACCGGGCCUGAUGAUGCCAGUGGCAUCGAGUGGCUGGACCUCCCCGAUGAGCUUUUAAACUUGAACUACAGCGAGACAAAUCUCCUCGACAAGAUGUUGGACUCAGACGACUGGAACCUGGUCUACCCCUUACCUGAGCCCAUGGACAACUAGGAGGGUUACUCCAGCUACGGAUCUGGAGAUGGGAGCCAAACCCCGGGGGCCAACAACAGGUUGGACCCUUAGUUCCAAGUCCAGGAGUAGGCCCCUGGCCCCCGAUGCUGUUUGAAUAAAG